AUGUCUGCACAUUACAAUCUUCGAUCCCAACACUCUGCUGUUGUCAGCGUCGAGCCUACCAUUCCUGGAAGUUUAGCUGAGUCCCCCCUAACUGAGGAACAAACUCACCACUCCCCGAUACCACCUCCAACUGAGAGAUCUGUCUCUCGGGUGGAGUCCAUUCUCAGACCUGUCCGCUCCUAUAGCGACGUGGUACGAACGAGGUCCGUCUCCCCCCAGCCUGGCACUGGAGGGCGUUCGGCUAGUGUUAAUAGCGCUAUGGUUAGUCACCGUGAUAAGACAUUGGCAGUAAAACCUACCGACCGACCAUCUGAGAACCCCUUCCUGACAUCCAGCGAAUCUGAGAAUGAGUCAGCAAGGGGAAACGAGCCAUGGACGACAGUAGAUCGUCGUCCUCGCAUGAAGGCUGAUAAAUCUAGAAAGAACACUCAGCUAAUAGAACCAGACCCAGUAAUAGAAGCUGAAAAGCAACUCACUGAGGAAGAAAGGAGCCGUAUCCUCAACAGGAGACGUGCUGAGGAGAAGGCUCGGUCCCAAGAGCUUCCUCCUUCAACCCGGGGCGAGGGACCAUCCAAGGGAAAAGGGGUCGACCCAAGGAAUUGGGGCGACCUUGACAUUGAGGAAUCUGAGCUCGAUAUGGAUGUGCAAUAUGAGGCAUUGCACACCUGGGCUCAGACCCGCGAGUGGGCAGACCAGGGACCUGAACCCCAGCCUGCCAAUGACCCAGGCCCUGAUCCAGAAAUCGGGACUGAGAACGCGAUCCAGGCAGCGGUGAGAGCCGUGGAGGAACGGGUGAGCCAACAUUUUGAGGCUCGGUUGCAAGCCCUCCAAGACGAGUUGGAAUGUCAAAGGCGGGACAACAGGGUGAACCCUGAAGUCCCAAAGGAUAAGAAAUCUAAGAAAGUAAGGGUGAGCACCAACCAGGUUAAGGAAAUGGUGGAGAACAUAGUGAAUAGACCCACCAGAAAGCGUGACAAUCGAGCCACGCCGCCAGCGGUGGAUGCAGCAGCUCAGAUAGCUCGAAAGAGCUAUCUUGGCAGGGCGUUUGAUAAGAUCAAGGAAGGAAGGAGGAGACACACCUUACGGGAGGACGACUCCUCCGAAAAUGCAUCCUUGAGCUCGUCCAGCUCGGACGAGUCAAGUUCCUCAUCGGAUUCGUCAUCCGAAUCCUCCACUAGCAGUGACUCGAGUUCGUACGUGAGAAAAGCUAAAUCUAAAAAGCAUAGUAAGAAGAAGAAAGGGAAAACGACAAGGAAGGGAAGAAAUACCUUGAAACUGGUCCCGCCCACGGAAUACGACGGGACAGCCGAUUCUAGAGUGUUUCAUCGGUUCAUGACUGAAGGGAAAGCGUACCUGGAGGACAGCAAUGUUUCCAGGUCCAAACAGGUGCGUGUACUGGCCAGGUACUUGAAGGGCAAAGCACACGAGUUCUAUACGAGGCAGGUGUCAGAUAAACCGGAAGAAUGGAGACUAAGUGAGUUUCUUACUGAGUUGUUCAACUAUUGCUUCCCACUCGACUAUCGUUUGAGGCAGCGGAAAAAAAACUGUACUGCUGCUACCAGGGCGAUAAGAGAGUAA
This is a messenger RNA of Suillus clintonianus, 1578 nucleotides long. RefSeq lists its product as uncharacterized. The transcript has a single exon. Lineage: Eukaryota; Fungi; Basidiomycota; Agaricomycetes; Boletales; Suillaceae. Bases 1 to 1578 code for a protein of 525 amino acids. The record is from RefSeq and is a predicted model, not a curated record.